Annulohypoxylon truncatum is the source of this 2942-nucleotide messenger RNA. RefSeq lists its product as uncharacterized. The transcript is spliced from 2 exons. Lineage: Eukaryota; Fungi; Ascomycota; Sordariomycetes; Xylariales; Hypoxylaceae. Bases 170 to 2581 code for a protein of 803 amino acids. The record is from RefSeq and is a predicted model, not a curated record.
GAAUAUUUUUAUUCAUUUGUCAUGAAUUUUAUUGUCACUAUUCGCGUCACACCACAUAUAAAUACUUCAAGUCGUCCGAUGCUAACCUUCAACUUCUAUAUGCAGUACUCCUACCUGCCGUAGGUAUCUUCGAAGAGCCAGGCACGAAUAAGUGGUUCACCCAACUACGAUGUUCGACCCGUCGGUGUACGGCCGCCCUCAGGCCAACCAGCCUACCCCUCUUGAUCCCAAGGCUCGCGACUUUGCUCCGGCCAGCGGAAACGAUUCCGAGCCCGUGCUCGAUGCGACUUUCUUCACGCACACUAUUCCGGAUAUUCCCCCGGAUGCCCAUGUUGUCGGUCUCUGUACUGUGCCCCGCGAACGAGCAGGCAUGGAUCAACUUGGUUACCAUAUCGCCGAUUUCCUGGCCUUCAAGUACCUUCUUCACGAUGAUGCCCAUCGUGGAUCGCAGGAUUGGUUGGCUCAUUGUGACGUUGUCAGCAUCGUCAACGCCAACCCCAACGUCUACGUUCACGGUAAGGAACGUCGAAUUCUUCUUGACGCCGAAGGCAUUGGUCAUCAAGGAACUUCUUACUCGCACGCGGCCGACCUAAAGGUCCAGACAGAUCGCCAGAAGUUGAUGGCGGAUUUUGUCAUUGCUUGUUCCGUCAAGGCGCAUUUGUCUAAGCAAUCAGGUACUCCUCUGGUUAUUAUAGUCUGUGGCCCGACUACUGUUCAGCAGGAUGUCUUCUUCGGCGAGACCGAUGCAGUCCAUCACUUGAAGAGUGAAUCCAUAUGUCAUGCGAUCGGUGGAGAUGUUGAGACUAUCAUGGUAACACCUGCUAUGUUCUCCGCUGGCUGGCAAGUUAAUCCGUCUUUCAAUAUCUCUCCCGUGGAGGUACGCGCCAACCGCCGUGAAUUCCUCGCAAGGCAAUUCGGUGGCGUUUUUACGAAGGCCCAUAUGGACUACUUCAUUGGUACAACUUGUCCCUUUUUCGUCGGUGAUGGAAUGGAUAUGGAAGAGGUGAAGGAGAAGUUCUCUAAUCCUUUCCUGCUUUCUUAUCAGCAGAGAGAGAUCCUUGCAGACUUCAAGGUGACUCUCCACAAGUACCUUGCUGGCCGAUUGUCUGUUGAUCUCGGCAACCAUUCCUUCAAUUUUGAGACUGAGCUUGAUGAUUGGGAGCAUCUAAUUGGUCCCCGUAAGUACCUUUCACUGCAGGAUUACCGCAAGAAGUGGGAGAAGCUUGGAGUGAGCGCGCAAAUCGUAGAUAACGAGCGCUUUAGCUUCCUUGGAGAUGCCUUUGGUGGCAGUAAGAAGUCGCAGCUUAGCCACCUGAAGCAUCUCAUCAAGGAAUCAUUUGAGUCUUGGCCUGCCUACUGGGAAUUGCCAGCCAGCAAUGACGCCAAAACAACCUUCAAGAAACUUCUCGAUGAACAGGAUGUUCAUGACAACUUUUGUCAUGAGAUAUUCAGCGUUCUUGAGCAUCGCGCUACGCUAGCCAUUCUCGGAGACAUCACUGUUCGUUGCCUGAAUAUUCCAGGGCCAACUGAAGAACGAUGCAGGGACUGGAACGAGAAGGUUGACUUUAGAAGUGUUGCCGCACCAUACAACGAGAUUAUAGACUGGAUCCCCGGCGUUCAUGUACCUCCUGGAGUCAACCCUGAUAGCCAUCGUGCUAUUCAACAAUACUUCGAUUAUCCGGUCUUCUAUCUAGCCCUGGCCGUCGUACGACAACGAACUCGCAUUGGCGGGAGCAUGCAUCCGAUGACAAGACGCAUCCAUGACUUUUUGGAAGGAGUAAAACAUCAUCAGAUUGAAUUACUCUGCAGCAUUCCUGAGGUUGAGAAGAAGUGCGUAGCAUGGCUUAAGGCCAUUGAGAUGCCCAUCCGUCGUCUGGGCGAGGAUUCAGCUGCUGUGAGUCAACUUGAGGCACCAACACAGGCCACGAUCGAAGACAGCGAGACUGUGCUACAUGAUCCACAGCCUCAACCCUCCACGCAGCUGCAAGACAUCUUGGCGGGUUUCAUUUCAGAUGGACAGUCCUCUACCGGCCCAUCUAUUAUGCGAAAGACUGAGGCGGAAAUCGAUGAUUACCUCGCUAAGAACAGUAGUGCGCAGGUUGCGUUAACGGCCUUACUCGAGAAAGAUUCUGACAAAAUGCUGGAGCGUCUUAUCGUGAAAAACAGACGCCUACAUGAGAGAUUGCAGGAAGAUCCUAAUGACGAUUUUUACUUGUCGAUGAAGCCUGAUCUUGACCACAUAACCCAGAAGUUCCUCAUUAAGGUUGAGAAGCGUCGGGAGCGUGCUCAGCCGGUUGCUAGUCAGCAGAUGCCUCAGGCAGUCGGCCAUCAAGGCCCGGCGCACCCGAAUCAAGAGCAGCAGGAAUCGCAGUCUCCUUCAUGGGUACCUCCUCAUCUUCGACAUAAAGUUAGAAAUGUGGCUGAGAUAACCAAGGAGAACAACCCGGGUAUGACACCGCAUCACGGCAGUAGCUCGCACACGGAAUCUAACCGUAAUCAAUCGACGGGCAACCAGCCAUCCGCUUUGGCUCCUCGCGACCCGGAACAGCGUAAGAAGAAGUCUGUGAGAAUUAACGCAUAAACCCUCAUGCGUCGUCACAACAGCCACAAUGACAGAUGGUAGCAUAGCCCGCGAGGUCUCUCAUGUGUUGAGCAUCUGUUUACGAAUGGAACUGAACGUUAUGGCUUGGUGGUAUUUUGGUCAAGCAAUCUGAAGUGUCCUGCUUCUUUGUGCGGGAAACAGGUCUUCUUUUUUUCUGGUUUGGUGUCAGGUGGCGCGACUGCAAAUGAGCAAUGCCUACGUCAACGCCAGUCCUAUAUGAUUACCGGUUGAUCUCCGGGGUUCAAGAAGAGUUGUUGUCUCUAUCCAGAUCAACAAUCGACAUUUUUAUUCCCUGACGUCUUGCUACUGCCCAUAUUCUCAAUACCACGGGCCGAGUCUC